CAUUCGCUCAAGCUUUUCUCGAGUUCACACGCCUGACUCCAAACAAGUCCGGGCCGUUUGUGACCUACGUUGGAUCAGAUCUGGGCCACGAAACCCUACACCAGAUAACUGCACGACAGUAUGGGAACGGCAACACAGCAGGUCCUGGCUCUGCCAGAGCUUCUAUCUACGAUUCUUCAACACGUACAUGCCGAUCAGUCACUCCUUAGCUGUAUGCUUGUGAAUAGCCUCUGGGAGCAUGAAGCAACCACAAUCCAAUGGGCCGAAGUCGACGAGCUACCACUCCAGAACACGGAUCCUGACCGACAGCAAUAUUACUCCGAUAAAGUGCGGAAGUGCUCAGUCAAGCUUGACGACGCCGCCGAGUCAAUGCUGUCGCUUGUGAACCACCGAUCACUGGUCUUCCCUAGGCUAAAAUCAGUCAAGCUCCACGGUUAUCAAUGGGAUAAGCCAACAAUAUGCGACUCCAGGCUUCAUCCAUUAUUGCCGUCAACUUUGCGGAACAUCGAAAUCGAGCUCCACGACUUAGACAACUUGCCAUCUCUGCUGGAAUUAACUGCGGUACGAAAGUCUUUUAUUUCGCUUCGUUUCGAAGUGGCGUCUCUUCACUUUGUCUAGUUACCUGGGUGACUUGGCAUAGUUCGGUCUCUUCUUCAUGCUGCAUACUUUGUUCUUCUCGAGGGCCGGGAAAUCUUCUUAAUCAUACUUAGGAUUAUGUCAAUGUUCUAUUCGGUUUCACCGCCGCCACGUUUCGUCACAGGUCGUUCAAUCAUUGGGGCCCCGGGAUCUGGCGAAUUUCGCUACCCUCUUUUUCAAGCUGCGAGGUCAAUAAUCGACGAAACCGUGCGGCUAACAUGUUAACGUAGAAACGUUGCAAUCAAGUGACGAAAGUCACACUUGCUGAUUACCAAAAAAGGUGGCGAGGGUUGCGGAGGAACGUCCGGCUGG
Messenger RNA from Mytilinidion resinicola, 948 nucleotides. RefSeq lists its product as uncharacterized. Lineage: Eukaryota; Fungi; Ascomycota; Dothideomycetes; Mytilinidiales; Mytilinidiaceae. Bases 121 to 618 code for a protein of 165 amino acids. The record is from RefSeq and is a predicted model, not a curated record. The transcript has a single exon.